UUCCCCUCCGGUCCGCUAGAUGCCACAACCUUUUAGCGAAACUGAAAAGGUAUGGUGGGGGACUACCGGCGUUCGGCUUAGCCCGCCCAACCAACCUCAUAUCGCUUCGUUGUGCGCGAGAAGCAACACCUUUGGCGAGACUGUGCGCGUUUUCCUUAAGGAAAAAUGUCGAAAAGAAGGGCUGACAUCGAGGAAUUACGUGCGAAAAUUCGGAAAGUGCAACAGGAUAUAGCAGGAAUAGUACCGUUGCUUGAAAGUGAAUUGUCGGAAAGUGACUCCGGAGAAUCGACGUCUUCGUCAAUGCGAGCCUUCCGAGCACUAACCAAGGAUGAGGGGAAUAAAGAGAAUAUUGAAAAUUGUCAGUCAAGUCCAGGAAAGACACCGGUCGAUCCGGAGAUCCUCGACAUUCUCGGGUUAGAGGUCGACAAGGACAAAGGCGAGACAACGUGUAUCGAUGAGGAUCUCGUAAACAUGUGGCAGAAGCUGAUCAACAAAGGCCUGACAAAAGAGGAGAAGGAGGAGUUGCUGAAGGAUUAUAAGAGGAUCCCGGCACUGGAAGCUAAGAAGGUGAACCCGGAGAUAUUGGCCUCGCUUGCACCAAAGAUUGCAAAGAAAGAUUCGUAUUUAACUGAGAUCCAGAAUCUCGCCGGAGCCUCUCUCAUGGCAACUGGCAUGGUUCUCACGCUGUUAAUGCGUGUGGAGGAAUGCGACAAGCUCGAACUUGUAAAAAAGAUCAGCGACAUAGCGAAAAUUAAUAUCGCUGUACAUCAUUCCAUCUCCGUGACCAGGAAGGCAAAUAUUUUCAUCCCAGAUCUUGCACCACAGGUGGCAGGAAUUAUUAAGAAAGCGGAGAUGGACGAGACGCUUUACGGCAAUGAUCUUGGAGAGCGUAUCAAGGAGUCAAAAGCUCUAACACGUUUGAGUCAGGACAUCAAACAGAAAACGACACCAAACCCGGAAAAGAAGACUUUUUUAUUCAGAGGCCCAUCGCAGAGGAAGCCCCUCUCUGCCUCCAUGGGCAACCACCAAAGCAGGGCACAAUCGAGAUCAUUCCCGUUCUACAAGAGCAAGCAACAACACUUCAACAGACGAAGCCACAGGAACAGCGAAUCAUCACGCCGAGAGAAAUAGGUGUAAGUAGAGAAACUAUAGCAGGCAGGCUUAGAUUGUUUGAAUCCGAAUGGAAAAAGAUUACAAACAAUAUGCUCGUGCUUAGUGUAAUCAAGGGUUACAAGAUUCAAUUUCAAGAGAGGCCCUCUGAAAGAGGCCAUCCGACCGCCAGUAUCCCCAUCGGGGAAGUGAGUCGCUACCAAUUAGCUAUAGAUAGAUUGCUCAGGAAAGGAGCGAUUGAAGUCUGUGAUUAUGAUAAGAAUCAGUUCCUAUCAUCAUACUUUUUGGUUCCUAAAAAGGACGGAACUGACAGGUUUAUUUUGAAUCUAAAGGAAUUAAAUUGUUUCGUUAAGCCAGAACAUUUCAAGUUAGAGGACUUGCGAACGGUUACAGGUCUAAUUUCGCCCGACUGUUACAUGGCAUCAAUCGACCUGGAAGACGCCUAUUAUAUGAUCUCGGUACACGAGUCCAGCAGGAAAUAUUUGCGUUUCUCCUUUCAAGGGUCUAUUUUUCAGUUUACAUGCCUACCCUUCGGCUUGUGUACAGCCCCGUUUAUCUUCACGAAGAUUCUCAAGGCCCCAGUGAAGGUUCUAAGAACCAAAAGGGUAUCCUUGGUUGUUUAUCUGGACGAUUUCAUUAUCAUUGAUAAGAGCAGACUCAGAUGUGCUCAAAAGGUAUCGCUUUCCUGCGAGUUUCUAGUAUCGCUUGGGUUCAAAUUGAACAUAAACAAAUGUUCCUUAAUUCCCUCAACGAUAUGCAGAUUCCUGGGGUUUAACAUCAACUCUCGAGACUUCACAGUAGAAUUGCCAAAAGAAAAGAGAGAGCAAUUGUUCGCUCACGUUCGGUCUUUCCGGAAGAAGUCGUCAUGUACGAUACUGGAGUUAUCUCAGUUGAUAGGGAAAUUGAUAAGUGUUUGCCCGGCUGUUGAUUAUGGUUGGUUAUACACGAAGGCGUGUGAAUCCUUUAAGACAGUCAGUUUAAUGAGAAAUCACUUUAACUACGCAGCAAGAAUAGCCAUCCCAGAUAGGUUACGGACUGAUUUAGAAUGGUGGGAGAGAAAUAUUGGUAGAGCAAUGGGCCAGAUAAAAUCAAUUAAUUUCGAUGUUGUAAUCUAUACGGAUGCCUCUAACUCAGGAUGGGGAGCUACUGAUAAUCAGAGAAGAAUUUCAGGUUUCUGGAACGAACAGGAAAAGAGAAUGCAUAUCAAUCUCAAGGAGUUACUGGCGGUAAAGAUUGCGCUGGAAAGGCUUGCGGAUGAACUAAGAGGUUGUCAGAUUUUACUUAGGGUCGAUAACACGACGGCCAUCUCGUACAUCAAUAAGAUGGGUGGUGUGCGCUUCACUAAAUAUAAUAAUCUGGCCCAAGAAAUAUGGAAAUGGGCGGAAAGGAGGCGUAUUUUUAUAUUCGCUUCAUACAUUGCGUCGAAGGACAAUGUCGAGGCGGACGCGCUGUCCCGUGUGAAGAAUAUCGACACGGAAUGGGAAUUGUGUAGCAAGGCUUUCGGCCGAAUCCAGGAAAAAUUUGGUUCCCCCGAUGUUGAUCUCUUUGCCAAUAACAACAACGCCAAGUGCGAUAAUUAUAUUUCUCGGUUCCCAGACGCAAAAGCUCUUUCGAUAGACGCCUUUACGUCAAAUUGGUCAGGAAUUUAUUUUUACGCUUUCCCACCGUUUGCAAUGAUUCUAAAGUCAUUGUCGAAGAUACGAGAGGAGAGAGCGUCAGGCAUUAUUGUAGUCCCAGACUGGCCAAGCCAGCCAUGGUACCCGCUCUUUGUCUCGUUAACUCGGGAGAAACUGAUAUUCAAACCAAGAACUGAUCUGUUACUAUCGCCCUGUAGAUCACUCAGCCAUCCAAGGGCGAGAAGCCUGAGCCUGAUCGCGGCCAAGGUAUCCGGGAAGCCUUUUUAGAGCAAGGAGUACCAGCGGAGGCACUGAGCAUCAUGAGAGCUUCACUAUCCCGGGCGACUGCAGACCAAUAUUCCUCCGCCUUGAAUCCGUGGUUCAAAUACUGUGUAGACAAGGGGUUUGAUUGCUUUAAUCCUACUAGAGCGGCUAUAUUAGGUUACUUGACGACCAAAUACGAAGAAGGUGCGAGUUACGGUACGUUAAAUUCUGCAAGGUCGGCAAUAUCACUCGUUUCGCGGAAUAAAGUGGGAGAGGAUGUUACGGUACGGAGAUUCCUGAGAGGAGUUGCAAAACUCCGACCACCCAAGCCCAAAUAUACAUUUACGUGGGAUGUGUCAAUUGUACUAAAGUACCUGGAGCAAUUAGGCUCACCGGAGGAUAUUUCGCUAGUAGACUUAACGUACAAGACUGUGAUGUUAUUGUUAUUGAGCACAGGCCAUAGGGCACAAACUAUUGCUAAUAUAAGACUGGAGAAUGUAAAGAUAACGCCCGAGGGCUUAUUAAUCCACAUAACCGAUCUCAUUAAGACGUCAGCGCCGGGUCGUUGUCAACCGUUGUUGGAAAUCCCCUUUUAUAGUCAAAAUCCAAAUAUUUGCGUAGCAUCUAAUGUUAUAAGAUAUAUCGAGGCCACGAAGGAACUGCGUAAGGAGUCAAAAAAUCUGUUGAUCGCACUAAGAAAACCACAUAGGGACGUUAGCGCCCAGACGAUAAGCAGAUGGACAAAGAUAAUUUUAGAAAGAAGUGGCAUAGAUAUGUCGGUGUUCUCAGCACACUCUACACGACACGCGACCACUUCGGCGGCCUUGUCGCGAGGCGUGGAUUUAGAUACCAUAAGAAGAACUGCGGGCUGGUCCGAAGGGUCAAAGACCUUCGCAAUCUUUUAUAAUAGACCGAUUUUAUCGGCAGAAUCUCAAAAGUUCGCGUUAUCAAUACUUGAUGUAAAACAUCUUAGAAAAUAAGUAGACUACUCAGGGGCUGUGUCAAGGAAGUUUAGUCUAAUAAAGAAAGUAGUCGUUA
Molecule: messenger RNA, 4028 nt
Organism: Venturia canescens
Lineage: Eukaryota; Metazoa; Arthropoda; Insecta; Hymenoptera; Ichneumonidae
Exons: 3
Coding region: 166-1131 (321 amino acids)
Source: RefSeq, a predicted model, not a curated record